Molecule: messenger RNA, 6183 nt
Organism: Haliotis rufescens (red abalone)
Lineage: Eukaryota; Metazoa; Mollusca; Gastropoda; Lepetellida; Haliotidae
Product: neurofascin-like
Exons: 11
Coding region: 65-1771 (568 amino acids)
Source: RefSeq, a predicted model, not a curated record
AGGUUCACGGUUAUUCAACUCACCAUGAAAAGGGACCCCUCGUUUACCUUCUCUUUCAAGGACAAUGAUAUGCCUGGGAUUUAGUUCAUGUACAGUCGUCAUGGUUGGGCCAUGGCGUCUAGCUCUGUUGUUGACCUUCUGCUCUUGUCAAGGUAUACCGCCAGUGUUCCUGGAACCAGAGGAAAGCAAAACACUUUCUGUGGCAGAAAACAGCAAUGUGACACUGAAAUGCCGGGCCACUGGACAUCCCAUACCAAGUUACUGGUGGAAGAAGAAUGGAAAAAGAAUACCUGCGUAUUCGAGCAAUGGCCAACUCAGUCUGACCGACGUGUCUGCUCAACACAAGGGCGAGUAUCAGUGUAUGGCGGAGAAUGGAGAUACCCACAGCGUCACCGCAGUAGCUGCAUCCCAACCCAUCACCCUGGACAUUUACAGCCAUUGUGAGACAUGGGAAAAAACUAACAACUCUCGGUUUGUGCGCACAGAAUUCGACUAUCUGGCUUUAGAAUGUGAUUGUCCACCAGAAUGCAUGAGGUUCAAGAUAGCCUGGUAUAGGAGGGAGCCUGCUCUCACAAAGAUAAACAUCUCCCGAUUUGGAGGAAGACUGCAUAUUGACAAGAAAGGUACCUUACACUUCAUAUACACAACCAGCUCAGAUGGCCCAAGUAAUGUCUCUACAAUAUACCAGUGUGGAGUGACCACACCAAACCGACUCUUGCUUGGGAGGAAAUAUGAGGUAUCGAUCAAGAAAGUCACCAGUCCACCCUCACACCCUUCCCGCAUCAAAUUCCAGACAGUACUGCCCAAGUUUCUUCUCCACCAAACAGCAGAACUGGAGUGUGUGUUCAGUGGAUAUCCUGCGCCAGUAACGACAUGGGAAUACACAAACGGUACAAGUCUCCCCAUCAAUGGAAAGUUUGAACUCGUCCCUGGUUCAUUCGGCCGGAGACUCAGGAUCCGGAGACUGUCCAUAGAGGACGGGCGACGCUACACGUGUAGCGGGACUAACGGCAUCACCGGCGAGGCGCACGUCGACGUUAGGGUCACAUCCAAGCCUAUCUGGGUCAAGCCGCUAACAGAUAUCACCGUACCGGAAGGCAGAGUUGCUCAUUUGGUUUGCAAAGCAAGAUCCGUCAGAAGUGAACCCCGGCCAGAAUUCCCUAUCUGGUACCGCAAUGGCAACGAAAUCAACCCUGCAAGUAUUGGGGACAGACGGUACCAGUUCAGCAAGGACGGGAGUGUAUUGACCAUCGUGAAGGUGAAACGAAGGGUGGAUGCCAUUUGCUUCCAGUGCAAUGUGAGCAACAGUGCGGGAUAUGUUUUUGGGAAUGGAUGUAUACAAGUUACAAGAGGCAGUCGAGCACCGCGGACUAUUUCUAAGAGCACUAUCCUGAUAUCGGCAGCGUGUAGCGCAUCUCUUGUAGUCCUGGCUGUCAUCUUCACCAUUACCAUCCGCAAGAUAUGCAAGAAAUCAAGGAAACCAGAAGUUCCCCCAAGGAGAAGCUCCACCCCUGUGUACACGGAUAUCGAGUACAGGAACGGAACGCCCCCACCGCCAUACGACCAAAUACAUCUUCAAUGCAGGCCAAGGGAAGUGGACAUGUUACACGCUGAUGGAGAUGAUUCAAGACUAUAUGGCCGUACUCAACUUGGGGGUAUCCAACCUGGGACUGGAGUCAGGAAUCGCCCUGCUGUAGUGGGUCAGGGAGACAUGCUGCUGACGCCAAGUGAAGAAGGGGAUGACCCUCCACCAUACGUGUCUCUCAUCUGAACCAGACGGGUACCUGUCGACCGAUAUCCUGGGUAUAACCCACCAUUAUACGUGUCUCUCAUGUGAACCAGACGGGUACCUGUCACCCGAUAUCCUGGGUAUAACCCACCAUUAUACGUGUCUCUGAUCUGAACCAGACGGGUACCUGUCACCCGAUAUCCUGGGUAUAACCCACCAUUAUACAUUGUACCUGUCUCUCAACUGAACAAUACGGGUACCUGUCACCCGAUAUCCUGGGUAUAACCCACCAUUAUACGUGUCUCUCAACUGAACAAUACGGGUACCUGUCACCCGAUAUCCUGGGUAUAGCCCACCAUUAUACAUUGUACCUGUCUCUCAUCUGAACAAGACGGGUACCUGUCACCCGAUAUCCUGGGUAUAACCCACCAUUAUACGUGUCUCUCAACUGAACAAGACGGGUACCUGUCACCCGAUAUCCUGGUUAUAACCCACCAUUAUACGUGUCUCUCAACUGAACAAUACGGGUACCUGUCACCCGAUAUCCUGGGUAUAACCCACCAUUAUACCUGUCUCUCAUCUGAACAAUACGGGUACCUGUCACCCGAUAUCCUGGUUAUAACCCACCAUUAUACGUGUCUCUCAACUGAACAAUACGGGUACCUGUCACCCGAUAUCCUGGGUAUAACCCACCAUUAUACGUGUCUCUCAACUGAACAAGACGGGUACCUGUCACCCGAUAUCCUGGUUAUAACCCACCAUUAUACGUGUCUCUCAACUGAACAAUACGGGUACCUGUCACCCGAUAUCCUGGGUAUAACCCACCAUUAUACCUGUCUCUCAUCUGAACAAUACUGGUACCUGUCACCCGAUAUCCUGGUUAUAACCCACCAUUAUACGUGUCUCUCAACUGAACAAUACGGGUACCUGUCACCCGAUAUCCUGGGUAUAACCCACCAUUAUACCUGUCUCUCAUCUGAACAAUACGGGUACCUGUCACCCGAUAUCCUGGUUAUAACCCACCAUUAUACGUGUCUCUCAACUGAACAAUACGGGUACCUGUCACCCGAUAUCCUGGGUAUAACCCACCAUUAUACGUGUCUCUCAACUGAACAAGACGGGUACCUGUCACCCGAUAUCCUGGGUAUUACCCACCAUUAUACGUGUCUCUCAACUGAACAAUACGGGUACCUGUCACCCGAUAUCCUGGUUAUAACCCACCAUUAUACAUUGUACCUGUCUCUCAUCUGAACAAGACGGGUACCUGUCACCCGAUAUCCUGGGUAUAGCCCACCAUUAUACAUUGUACCUGUCUCUCAUCUGAACAAGACGGGUACCUGUCACCCGAUAUCCUGGGUAUAACCCACCAUUAUACGUGUCUCUCAACUGAACAAUACGGGUACCUGUCACCCGAUAUCCUGGUUAUAACCCACCAUUAUACGUGUCUCUCAACUGAACAAUACGGGUACCUGUCACCCGAUAUCCUGGGUAUAACCCACCAUUAUACGUGUCUCCCAUCUGAACAAGACGGGUACCUGUCGACCGAUAUCCUGGGUAUAACCCACAAUUAUACGUGUCUCUCAUGUGAACCAGACGGGUACCUGUCACCCGAUAUCCUGGGUAUAACCCACCAUUAUACGUGUCUCUCAUGUGAACCAGACGGGUACCUGUCACCCGAUAUCCUGGUUAUAACCCACCAUUAUACGUGUCUCUCAUGUGAACCAGACGGGUACCUGUCACCCGAUAUCCUGGGUAUAACCCACCAUUAUACGUGUCUCUCAUCUGAACAAUACGGGUACCUGUCACCCGAUAUCCUGGGUAUAACCCACCAUUAUACGUGUCUCUCAUCUGAACCAGACGGGAAGCUUAUAAAACCAAAUCAUCCAGGGGAGAACCAACCUUUACAUUUCUCACUGAUCUGAACCAGACGGGUACCUGUCACCAAAUCAUCCAUUGGAUAACCAACCUUUAAAUUUGUCACUCAUCAGAAUUAGACGGGAAGCUUACACACCAAAUCAUUCAGGGUAUAACCCACCUUUAAAUUUGUCACUCAUCAGAAUUAGACGGGAAGCUUACACACCAAAUAAUUUAGGGUAUAACCCACCUUUAAAUUUGUCACUCAUCAGAAUUAAACGGGAAGCUUACACACCAAAUAAUUCAGGGUAUAACCCACCUUUAAAUUUGUCACUCAUCAGAAUUAGACGGGAAGCUUACACACCAAAUAAUUUAGGGUAUAACCCACCUUUAAAUUUGUCACUCAUCAGAAUUAGACGGGAAGCUUACACACCAAAUAAUUCAGGGUAUAACCCACCUUUAAAUUUGUCACUCAUCAGAAUUAGACGGGAAGCUUACACACCAAAUCAUUCAUGGUAUAACCCACCGUUAAAUUUGUCACUCAUCAGAAUUAGACGGGAAGCUUACACACCAAAUCAUUCAUGGUAUAACCCACCGUUAAAUUUGUCACUCAUCAGAAUUAGACGGGAAGCUUACACACCAAAUAAUUUAGGGUAUAACCCACCUUUAAAUUUGUCACUCAUCAGAAUUAAACGGGAAGCUUACACACCAAAUAAUUCAGGGUAUAACCCACCUUUAAAUUUGUCACUCAUCAGAAUUAGACGGGAAGCUUACACACCAAAUAAUUUAGGGUAUAACCCACCUUUAAAUUUGUCACUCAUCAGAAUUAGACGGGAAGCUUACACACCAAAUAAUUCAGGGUAUAACCCACCUUUAAAUUUGUCACUCAUCAGAAUUAGACGGGAAGCUUACACACCAAAUCAUUCAUGGUAUAACCCACCGUUAAAUUUGUCACUCAUCAGAAUUAGACGGGAAGCUUACACACCAAAUAGUUCAGGGUAUAACCCACCAUGUUUUUUGUCACUCAUCAGAAUUAAACGGGAAGCUUACACAACAAAUCAUUUAGGGUUUAACCCACCAUGUUAUUUGUCACUCGUCUGAACUCAUGAUUGUUUAUAACAUUACAUGUAUCCCUGUAUCCUUGUGUGUGAUACUUAUAUGUGAAAAGAGGUAUUUUGUAGUUCGUUGUUUGACGCCGCACUCGGCAUUAUUCCAUCUGUAGACGGCGGAGUUUAGGUGCAUGGUGUUUAUAAGUGUUUCACCUGUGCGCGAUUCCACGUGUAUGGUAUGUAUAUGAGACAGAUGCAAAUUUCAAGUGUAAGAUGUUUGCGGGGGUAUGUUUUCACGUGUGUGGUGUCCGACAGGUGCAUGUUUCCAGCUAUAAGAUAGUUGACGGGUUCAUGUUACCACGUGUAAGGUGUUUGGCAGUGCAUGAUUCCACGUGUAAGGUGUUUAACGAGUUCAUGUUUCCACGUGUAAGGUGUUUGGCAGUGCAUGAUUCCACGUGUAAGGUGUUUGACAGGUGCAUGGUUCCACGUGUAACGUGUUUGACAGGUGCAUGUUUCCACGUGUAAGGUGUUUGACAGGUGCAUGUUGCCAAAUGUAAGGUGUUUGGCAGGUGCAUGUUUCCCCGUGUAAGGUGUUUGACGGGUUCAUAUUACCACGUGUAACGUGUUUGACAGGUGCAUGUUUCCACGUGUAAGGUGUUUGGCAGUGCAUGAUUCCACGUGUAAAGUGUUUGACAGGUUCAUGUUUCCACGUGUAAGGUGUUUAACGGGUUCAUGUUUCAACGUGUAAGGUGUUUGGCAGUGCAUGAUUCCACGUGUAAGGUGUUUGACGGGGUAUGUUUUCACGUGUGUGGUGUCCGGCAGGUGCAUGUUUCCAGCUAUAAGAUGUUUGGCAGAUGCAUGGUUCCACGUGUAACGUGUUUGACAGGUGCAUAUUUCCACGUGUAAGGUGUUUGGCAGUGCAUGAUUCCACGUGUAAGGUGUUUGACAGGUGCAUGUUUACACGUGUAAGGUGUUUGACGGGAUCAUGUUACCACGUGUAAGGUGUUUGGCAGUGCAUGAUUCCACGUGUAAGGUGUUUGACGGGAUCAUGUUACCACGUGUAAGGUGUUUGGCAGUGCAUGAGUCCACGUGUAAGGUUUUUAACGGGUUCAUGUUUCCAACGCCGUGAUGUAACUGGAAUAAUGUUAAAAGUGCGUUAAACCGAACUCACUCACUCACUCACUCAUUCAGAUGUGUUUUUCUUUUCUUGUGUAAGGAAGACACCAUAACACUGAAUACUGUCAAGAAAAUAAGGCCCCUGGAAUGUAUAUAUUUUGCAACAUUUGAAUAUUUUGAAAUAAAGAUACCAACGAAAUGUUUGUUAUAAAGUGGUAAAGUCAGACGAAUAUCCGAUAUAUUACGUGCGCUUGAUUUUCCGGUGAUUUUCCAAAUGACUUUUUGACAUUGUAGACGCUGCUUCAAUGGACCUCUUCUAGAGCCUUGGGGAACUUUUAUGGCGUGAACCUUUGCAAUUCCUACCACAUGAAAUUUUGGUGGCAUGUCUAUCAAAGGCCAAGGUCAUCUGAGGUUGUUGUGACACAUGGAGGGGGC